UUUGAGAUAUCCUGCAAACAAGCCUCGGAAUUACUAAACCGACCACAGACCUUGACGGCCUGUCUACUAUGGAAUGUGAUUUAUAAUCUCUAUAUAAGUCCACUAUCAAAGUUUCCAGGCCCCAAACUAGCAGCAUGUACAUACAUUCCAACAGUGUACUGGGCAGUCACAGGACAAAACCACACCAAGAUGAAGAAACUCCACGACGAAUACGGGGAUACGGUGAGAGUCGGACCCCAAAGACUUGUCUACCGCAGCCCACAGGCCUGGAAAGACAUUUACGGCCACCGCAAGUCAGGAGCAGGGUCAUUCAUCAAAGAUCCCAAAUUCUACGUACGAGGCCCGACGGGACCUAACAUACUCAAUGCAGACGAUGCAGACCAUUCGAGAGAAAGGAGAUUGCUCUCUCAUGCCUUUUCUGAAAAAGCACUCCGCGAGCAAGAAAGUCUAGUCCAGACUUAUGUCGAUCUACUGGUGGAUCGAUUGAAUGGACAGAUCGCAGCGGGGCGUGGCGCGAUCGACAUGUGCCGGUGGUACAACUACACCACGUUUGAUAUUAUCGGAGACCUGGCUUUCGGCGAGCCAUUUGAUUGUCUAAAAGAUAGCAGAUAUCACCCAUGGGUGACGAUGGUUUUCUCCAGUGUGAAAGGUGGUGCGCUGCUUCAGCCUCUGCAGAUUUGGCCUUUCCUCGCACCGAUUGUGAAACUGCUACUUCCUAAGCGGGUCAUGAAGAAUCGCGAGGAACAUUUCACCAUGAGUGCAGAGAAAGUUCAUCGUCGACUGGAGACUAAAACCGAGAGACCGGAUUUUAUGACGUAUGUGCUGCGCUACAAUGAUGAUCGUGCAAUGAGUGCAAAAGAGAUGGAGGCAAAUGCGGCCUUAUUGAUUAUUGCGGGGAGCGAGACGACCGCCAGCUUGCUCUCGGGUUUUAACUAUUAUCUCGUUCAAAACCCAGCGAUAUACAAAAAGCUCGUGGAGGAGAUUCGAAGCACCUUCCAGUCGUAUGAUGAGAUUGAUUUCCUGGGCGUGAGUAAAUUGACAUACAUGAAUGCGGCCCUGGAAGAGGCUCUGCGGGUCUACCCGCCCGUUCCAGCGGUGAUUCCGCGUAUCGUGCCAAAGGGAGGCUCACUUAUUGAUGGAGAAUUUGUUCCAGAAGGGGUCUCUGUCUCCGGUGCACACUACUCGACCUACCAUGCCGCGUCCAAUUUCACUGAACCAGAUUCCUUCAUCCCAGAGCGAUGGCUAGAGGACCGAGAGAAGCGCUUCGAGUCGGAUAACAGAUCAUGCCUUGCCGCGUUUUCACUCGGACCCCGUAACUGCAUAGGAAGAAACCUGGCCUAUGCCGAAAUGCGCCUCAUUGUGGCCAAAGUUUUUUGGAGUUUUGAUAUGACGAUUGAUGAAAGUUCAAAGGACUGGAAUAUCCAAAAGUCGUAUAAUAUCUGGGAGAAGAAGCCACUGAUGAUGCACUUGACGCACGCUCAGCACUAG
Molecule: messenger RNA, 1488 nt
Organism: Penicillium odoratum
Lineage: Eukaryota; Fungi; Ascomycota; Eurotiomycetes; Eurotiales; Aspergillaceae
Product: cytochrome P450
Exons: 3
Molecular function (GO): iron ion binding; monooxygenase activity; oxidoreductase activity, acting on paired donors, with incorporation or reduction of molecular oxygen
Source: RefSeq, a predicted model, not a curated record